ACCUAUCUAAAUUAAUUGCUCAUUAAAAAGUGGCUUAUACAUAAGAUGACUGAUUUUAAUUGUGACUAGAGUAAUGAGGUGAUGUUGGUAGGGUGUUUGGCUAAAAGUUAAAUCCAUACAGUGGUUUAGUGAAGUAGAAAAUCGCAGUUGUUACACAGUUUUUAAUGGCAGAAACAUUUAUUCAGUCUUCCUUCUUGCAGAGUGGCCUCCAUUAAGAUCAUAUCACUGUGAGAGAUAAAAUAGUAUUUCCAUAUUUCCAGGCUGUGGGACAGCACAGCAGGAAUUCUAACUCAAAAAAGCAGAAAAGGAGAGGUUUUAUGAUGAAUAGAGCUGCUGACAAUGUCCUCCCACUUCACCUGAACACAUCAUGCCAGUUUGUCUGCCUUUGGUGUCCACCUGCAUUCUCUCCUCAAGCCUAUAAGAAAGAGGAAGACAUCAUUUUGAGAUCAUCUUUGACCAUUGACUCCGUGUCUGUGUUGACAUACAAGGUCAAACUGCUAAGUCAAGUUGAACCUGCUCUACUUCUCUUUAUAAACUCGCAUGGAGAUAUGUAGGAGGUAGCUGCUGCUCAGCGGUUGAGAGCACUCUGCUCUGCUUAUUUUUGUGAAAGUGAGGGAACGAUUGCACAAAAAAUAUGGAGAGCUGAAUUACAGCAAAAUGCUAUAAAUGUAACUUCUAAGAGUUUGAGGGCAGUGUUUCUGAUCUAGCUUUUAAAAAUGAAUUUGUUCAACAUCCCAAAGAGUCAGUUUACUUUUCUUACUUCCCUGCUCAUACAGAUAGUUUUUGUUGUUCACGUUAUCUUCUAAAUACUUGUAGAUACUUGAAUCAGCCUGUAAAAUACCCAUCCUGUGUAUCUCCGUGUUGGUUGCAACCCCUGCUCCCCCCACAUUCUCAGAUGUUGUCGUCUCUUUGUGCUAAAUUGUAGCUGCAGCUCUGGAAGAAAGAGGGGAAAUAUGUUUCUGAUGGUUUUCUUUCUUUGUUUUUGUAAUGUAGUACAACCGACUUUGUACCACAUUCUUUUUGAAGUGUUUAUAAGUUGUAACUAAUGGCUUUAUUAAUGGUUAAUAAAUCAUUGAUUAAUGCUUUGUGGAUCAGUGGUAAGCCAUUAAUAAGAACAGAUUUGUAAUGCCAUGUUGUGAAAAAAUCCUUUUAAUGAUCCUUUCUGUUUGGUACAAAACCAGUUAAAAAUGUUUGCAUUUAACCCUUAAUAAAGCCAUUAUUUUCUGCUUACAAACCCCUUAGGACGGGUGCCUGAUUAUAAAGUGGCAUCCAACUCUUUAACACUGGUUUGAACUUUUUGUGGGGUUGUGUUUAACUUCACACAUAGGUGAGAAAAUCAGGGAAAACUACAACCGCUCAGGUUCCGCCAACCAAGACUUUGAAGCAACAGCUGCUGAAAUGAAGCAGGAUUCUGGCUAAAACUGUUGUUACAGGAGGUAGCUCUUAAACUGUAUGAAUAAGGAACCUGUUAAGGAAACAGAGCACAUGUAUCAAGUUGACCUUUUAGGCCAAGUAUUUGAAAAGAAAUUUGGUGAAGAGGCUUUAUUUCAGCCUCCUCACUUUCUCGUCAGUAAGAAAAGCCCCUCUCUGCCCCUCCCAACAUGUAAGUGGCUGUGAGUGCCUGAGGUCCAUUGAUCUGUGCAGACACCCUGAGAUGUUAUGUUGUUAUGUUGGGUCAGGUCAUGUCACAGCCCUCUGGUGCUGGGUCGCCAGGUUCAUGAACAGGCAUGGUGAUGGAGCACACAGAAAAACAAGGAGCACGGCAUCAUCCAUCUUUGUGUGCAGUCUUGUGUGUCACAAGGCCGGCACAAAUGCUUUCACUUUAACUGAACCUGAGGAUGUCUGUCCUUGUCUUAAAUUAAAGUCUUGCCUCUCAGCUGGCUUUCUGAAACUCACACCAAAUGUACUGUUACACAUAGACAUUACUUUCCAAAUUAUACUUCAUUUCUCUGUGAACAUCAAUGUUUAAAUGAAUGAAACUGCAGUUUUGAAAUGAUUAUAUUGGUUGAAUCAAUCCUCUGUUUUUCUAUCUCUGAAUAGCAUUGCCUGAGAAACGUUGUGAGUUCAGCAUCUGCAACUUCAUUCUUAACAUGCCAAAAGCCGGUGGAAAGUAACAUCAGUUUUAACUUGUUUUGCUUCUAUCACUUCUGUUCUUCUAGCACCAGCCCAUCCCAUUUCGUAAUACCACUUAAUGAUAGUGAGUCAGUGUUGCAUACAGCCUGCCCUCAGUCCAGCAUGAAAAGAUGAAGAAGUAGCACCGCUCAGAGGGCGUAUUCAAACCUCUUGUAAACACGACAAUGGCUGAAUCCCUUGAUAAGUACACAGAUGUUGAGGCUAACGUUGGCUAAGUAGCAACAGCAAAAACUUACAAAUAGCACCUUUAAUGUGACAGAAUUUCUGUCUCCACUGUUAUUUGUCUUGCAGUUCCUCCGUUCUUGUGUAACCUUGUUUUUGUUUGAACUAAGAUCUGUCUGUCAGCCAGUCCACUCCUAAAGUUCAUCAGCCUCAGUGUUCAGUUUGUUGACAUCCUGAUGUUGGGAAGUUCAAAGCACUGGCGCCGCUAAAGUCCUAUCUUAUCCUGUAGAUAAUAAAUCAUCAUAAUUUGUGUUUUACUUGCACUUGAAUGACUUGGAGCCAACCUGGAUGCUUUGCUUCUGUAGUAAUACCUAUAGUUUGCCUGUGAGUCAAACCCUGUUUUAUAGUUGUCUUAACUCCUGACUGAUAAGAAGUUUCUUAUUCAGCUGCUGUGAAGCAAGGGUCGGAUCUGUGGUUGGGCCUGACCCCAUGACCAUGGAAUGUAUUCUUAGUGAUAAAAAUAUAAAAAAGGACAAAGUGGAAAAACAAAUAUUGUUUAAGUUGGCAAGUGAUGAAAUCAGGGAAAUCCCUGUAGUUCGUAAUGUCAUGGUGGAUUUUGGACAAACAUAUUUGGCUUCUCAUGUUCCCAAAGACUGGCAGAUUUUCUACAGAUCACAAUCACAGACAAUUUUCAGGUAGAGGGGUGGAUGUUCAGGAGCUGCUUGCCAAAAAUUCCACCGCUUUCAGUCUGUUCAUUCAUGCGCAUUAACUUAAAAAUACACGAUAAGGAAUCAAGACUGAUUGUGUAAUUUUUUCAGGUUCAGGUGUUGUUUGCGUCUUCAACUUCACUGUUAGGACAGUUUGUUCGCUGAGCUGUUUGAUUGGUCGCGAGGUGUAGUGAUGUCACAGCCUCAUUUGAUGUUCCCCCUGGCUGGUGCAGCAGCUCGCGCAGGCUGAGGGCGAGAGAGAGAGAGAGAGAGAGAGAGGCUCCAGAUGGAGCUGGCGCGCGACGGGGGCAGAGCUGUGGCUCGCGAGACCGCGACAGACUGGAAAGGCUGCCUUGCGCUGCCUUAAUGAACUCGACCUGGUCCCGCACACAGCGCAAAAGCCCGUCAUGGGGGACGGUGGCGCGUCCUCGCCGGUGAACCUCCAGAAUGGCACGGGAACCGAGGCGUCGGACGCACCGGGGUCCUCCGCGGCCGCGUCCGAGCAGUGGAUGGCGGGGAUGAGCCUGGUGAUGGGCUUGAUCGUCCUGUCUAUUGUCUUCGGGAAUAUCCUGGUCAUCGUGGCCAUAGCGAGGACGCAGAGGCUGCAGACGCUCACCAACGUCUUCAUCGUGUCGUUGGCGAGCGCGGACCUCAUCAUGGGGCUGCUGGUGGUGCCAUUUGGUGCCGCGCUCGAAGUGCGCGGCUCGUGGCUGUACGGCUCCUUUUUCUGCGAGUUCUGGAUCUCCGUGGACGUCCUCUGCGUCACCGCCAGCAUCGAGACCCUGUGCGUUAUCGCCAUAGACAGGUACGUGGCCAUCACCUCACCUUUCCGCUACCAAAGCCUGCUGACCAAAGCUCGUGCCAAAGCUGUGGUGUGCAUAGUCUGGGCCAUCUCUGCGCUGGUCUCCUUCCUGCCCAUCCUGAUGCACUGGUCCCGGGACAGUGUGGACACAGCCUGCUACGAGGACCCUGAAUGUUGCGACUUUGUCACCAACAGGGCAUAUGCCAUCUCCUCAUCCAUCAUAUCUUUUUACAUUCCUCUUCUGGUCAUGAUAUUUGUUUACGCCCGCGUGUAUAGGGAGGCGAAAAAACAGCUGAGGAAAAUCGAUAAGUGCGAGGGCAGGUUUCACAACACCUUAACCGGACUGACCUCCAAGUGCAAGAAGAGGCCGUCCAAAAUCCUGGCGCUCAGGGAGCAGAAGGCGCUCAAAACACUCGGCAUCAUCAUGGGGACGUUUACCCUGUGCUGGCUGCCUUUCUUUAUAGUCAACGUCGUGCGGGUGUUUUGCGCGGAGGUGGUGGACAAGGACCUUUUCGUGUUCCUAAACUGGUUGGGGUAUGUGAACUCGGCGUUUAACCCCAUCAUUUACUGCCGGAGCCCGGACUUUAGGAAGGCUUUCAAGAGGCUGCUGUGCUGUCCGAGGCAAGCCGACCGCAGGCUGCACAUCAGCUCCUGCGACCUGUCCCGGUGCUCCGGCGGGUUCGUCUCCUCUCUGGAGCCCGGCGCGCUGGGGAUGUGGUCGGAUUGCGCCGGUUUGGACAACAGCGACAGCAGCCUGGUGGGGACCGCGAAGCUGUCUCACUCUGAAUCGCAGCUCUGAGGGGGAAAAGCGAAACUUUUUGUUUGAGGUGGAUUACAACAGCCUGGAUAAAGAUGGGUACAGCGACGGGCGUUGACUCCUUUAGCUCGUGCGUCUUUUGGGUGGACAGGUAUGCGUACCUUAGAGCCUGAGUGGGUCGAUUGUUUUUUCUUCUUCUUCUUCUUCUUUUUGGCAUCAGAGAAAGCAAACAUCAUGCGAUAUCAUCAGAGACAUAUCUUGAAGCCAUAUCUAAGAAAAAAAGAGGCAUCCGGACCAAUGAUGUUUCCAAGAUGCGCAAAUCCCUCUCAGUUCAGAGAUGAUACUAUUUGCCAAAUAAUAUCGACCCUGAAAUAUCCACUUAGAUGGAUCUGAUGAAUCAUAAAGGUUGUACGCACUUUGCCAUAAAACGGCUUUCAGUGAAUCGGCAUUUGUGUCAAAGAUCGCACGGACGCCCCUGUGGUUUCUUUCUGAUGUUUUAGUUAAUUUCUUAUUUAAUUGGAUCAGAUGUUACGUAUAAACGAGGAUAGUCUAUCAAGGGGGAAUUGGGUAUCGCAUAAAUUAACCCCAGCUCCGGGACGGGUUACAGUUUAUUCUUAAGAUAACCACUCAGGCGCACUGUAAUAAUAAAAUGGUUGUUAUUUUAAAAGCAUUGGACCGGAGCGAGGCAUUUGUCGGAGUGACUGUACUGUAGUCAUGUAGUGUUCACAAUGUGUUUUUACCUCACAGCCAUCGGCAAGUGCAAUUUGUACGACAGGUAUUUGUUUAUAUUAAACAUUUAUGUAAAAAAAUAGACGAUGUAUUUAUUCCGCGCUGUCUUUUACAACUACGCAAGUUUAAGGUGGGGGUUGAAUCCCACGCUCUUUGUACAUGUUAUAGUAUGUGCUGUUUAGUACUGAAGUGAGGAAUUUGAGCCUCAUCCUUUGUCUUUUCUCAUUUAAGCUUUACAUGCUGUUGUGAGGUGGUGUGUUUACUCCUGUGCAAUAAAAGGAAGUUUCAUUGUUAA
Molecule: messenger RNA, 5585 nt
Organism: Lates calcarifer (barramundi perch)
Lineage: Eukaryota; Metazoa; Chordata; Actinopteri; Centropomidae
Gene: adrb1
Product: adrenoceptor beta 1
Exons: 1
Coding region: 3410-4603 (397 amino acids)
Biological process (GO): positive regulation of heart rate by epinephrine-norepinephrine; norepinephrine-epinephrine-mediated vasodilation involved in regulation of systemic arterial blood pressure; adenylate cyclase-activating adrenergic receptor signaling pathway
Cellular component (GO): membrane
Molecular function (GO): beta1-adrenergic receptor activity
Source: RefSeq, a predicted model, not a curated record